CCCCGGCCCCGGCGGAGCCGCCGCCGUUUCCGGAGCGCUCGGCGCGGGGCCCGGGGCUGUCGCGGGCAGGAAAUGACCUAGAGGCCUUACAAAUACAUUUGUGCAUUUUUGUUCUGAGUCUGCAAUCGAGGGCAAACGCAGUCUGGAAGCACCACUUGUUAAAGUUACAACGGAAACAACUACCUCAACACACAGGGAAAGGGGAGGAAGGCUUGCAAUAACAAACACUCUAGUUUUUAAUAGCUUAUACUUGCAAAGUCUUCUGUAAACAGUCCAGAUUUUUUUUCCCCCCUCCAAUAUUAAGAAGAGACACUACAAGUAAACUGAGUUGGCAGACUGGAUCUGUCAAGACAUUUGAAGAUAUUUGAUCUGCUGACAUAAGGAUUUGCUUUUUCAAGGAAAGAGCCUCUGCACUGCUUUUAUAAUCGCUGUUGAUCGGUGGUUUGCUCCACUUUUCCUGAUGCUACUAAUGGGAGAAUUGUAUUAAGGUAUUGCUUCUAAAACUAUUACUUGCAUUGACAAAAUUAACUUUUGUAGAUGCAGCAGCAAGGGACAAUGUUGCUCUCCUGAAGAACUUGUAGGCGAUCACUUCUCUGCUCCAGUUGGCUUUUCUGCCUGCAGAGGGGAUACCACACAGGGGACAGAGCAGUACUGAGACACUUGGGCUUUGCUUUUUGAGUACAGUUUCUAACUGCAGCAGGGCUGCACCCAGCAUUGAAACCACGGAGUCAGCAGAUGUGCUGCCGUUCCCAGUGCUGAUACAGAUUAUACAGACGCUUGCCUUUCUGAAAUGCCUUUUGUGAAACCUAUGUACACAGUCCUGCGCCGUUACUGUACAUAGAUCCCGAGGAAGGAAUCUGACAAGUGAUUGUGAAUUGGAGAACUCUCUGGCCAAGCACUCACUUAUGUAUUGCUGCAGUGCACAAGAAAGCAAAAUGGACUACAAGCGGCGCUUCUUGCUUGGCGGGUCCAAGCAGAAGGUGCAGCAACACCAGCAGUACCAAAUGCCCGAGCUGGGCAGGACCCUGAGCGCCCCGCUGGCGUCCCCCAGCACCCCCCUGGUGUCCCCAGCUGCUGCUGGCGGCUGCUCCCACCCCGCCUCCCACACCACUCCCAUCGCUGACAUCCAGCAGGGAAUCUCCAAGUACCUGGAUGCGCUCAACGUCUUCUGCCGAACGAGCACUUUCCUCACGGACCUUUUCAGCGGCGUGUUCAGGAACUCGCACUACUCCAAGGCAGCUAUGCAACUGAAAGACGUGCAGGAACAUGUCAUGGAAGCGGCCAGUCGACUCACAGCAGCAAUAAAACCAGAAAUAGCAAAAAUGCUGAUGGAACUGAGUGCAGGAGCUGCGAACUUCAAAGAUCAAAAAGAGUUCAGCCUACAAGACAUUGAGGUUCUUGGGCGAUGUUUCUUGACGGUGAUGCAGGUCCACUUCCAGUUCCUGUCGCAGGCUCUGCAGAAGGUGCAGCCAGUGGCUCACUCCUGCUUUGCUGAGGCUGUGGCUCAGGAGAGGAAGAACAUCAGUGGGACUGGAGCCUCAAAUAUCAGCCCCACAAAUGAGCUGGAAGACGCAAUAAGAUCCUGGAGAGGAGCAGCAGAGGCCACAUCUCGACUGCGAGAAAGAGGCUGUGAUGGAUGCUUGGCAGGAAUUGAAGUUCAGCAGCUUUUCUGCUCACAGACUGUGGCCAUCCCUGAACAUCAGCUCAAAGAGCUAAACAUGAAAAUUGACAGUGCUUUGCAGGCCUACAAGGUGGCUCUGGAGAGCUUGGGUCACUGUGAAUAUGCAAUGAAGGCUGGCUUCCACUUGAACCCAAAAGCAAUUGAAGCAAGUCUGCAGGGCUGCUGCAGUGAGGCUGAAGCUCAGCAAACAGGAAGGAGACAAACUCCACCUCAGCCCAUCCAGUGUGAGCUGCCCACUGUCCCUGUGCAGAUUGGAUCCCAUUUUCUGAAAGGAAUCUCCUUCAAUGAGUCUGCAGCAGAAAACCUGAAGCUGAAAACGCACACAAUGCUGCAGCUGAUCAAGGAAGCUGGGUGCCACAAUGGACUCACGCCCCGCGACGACUCCCCUGUCACUGAGGUGCUCAACCAGGUCUGCCCUUCCACGUGGAGAGGAGCCUGCAAAACUGCUGUGCAGCUCUUGUUUGGCCAGGCUGGACUGGUGGUUGUGGACACGGCACAGAUUGAAAAUAAAGAAGCCUAUGCUCCUCAGAUAAGUUUAGAAGGAUCAAGAAUUGUGGUGCAAGUUCCAUCAACGUGGUGUCUGAAAGAAGAUCCAGCAACAAUGUCUUUGCUACAGAGGAGUCUGGAUCCGGAGAAGACUUUGGGACUGGUGGAUGUGCUCUACACUGCUGUGUUUGAUAUACACAGGUGGAAGGAAGGAAGGGAGCAAGCUUUGCCUUGUAUCCAGAUCCAGUUACAGCGUGAAAUCUCAGAGUUUGGGAGCCAGGUUGACAUGCCAGCGGGGAAUGGAAGCAAAUCUUCAGGGGGUCUGCAAAAGACAUUCUCCAAACUGACUUCACGGUUUACAAAAAAAACUUCCUGCACCAGUACAAGUAACACAGGGAGUUACUCAAUCCCCAAUACACCUUCCAAAAACGUCUUCAUAAGUUCCAGCUCAGAGGAGAAGGCUAAGAUGCCCUCGGCCAUGGACGCACGGCUGCAGAACAUCCUGAGCAUGGGGAGCUUCCCUCGGAGCGCCGACGCCCUGCAGGCAGCGCAGAGCUCAACCAGCCCGCUGGUCAACGGCUUCCUCGGGGAGAGGCGGGACAGCUUCUUCAAAGCAGAUGAUGGCAAGGAUGACAAAGGUAUGAAUUUACCAACUGACCAAGAAAUGCAGGAUGUUAUAGAUUUCUUGUCUGGUUUUAACAUGGGCAAAUCCCAGCAGACUUCUCCGAUGGUGAAAAGAAGGAACUCUGUUGCGUCCUCUACAGCAGCAGAACAGAAGUCGGGAGCGGUUCAACAGCAGCCACAGUCUGUGUCUCACACCCCGCUGCACCCUCCUCAGCAAGGCUUGUCUCAGCAGCAGUCCCAAAAGCAGCAAAUGCAGUAUUACCAACACCUGCUUCAACCUAUCGGACCACAGCAACGUGUACCUGCCAAAUGGCUCAGUAAUUCUUCACAGCAGCAAGCUCCGGCUGUUGGAGCUGGGUUGUCUCAUAUAAAUCAGUGGAACAAUCCUGGUUUUUCAGAUUUAAGCUCUGAUUUGUACAGCUUGGGUCUUGUGAGCACCUAUAUGGACAAUAUGAUGGCAGAGAUGUUAGGACAGAAACCACAAGGACCUAGAAACAACACGUGGCCAAAUCGUGACCAAACUGAUGGAGUGUUUGGGAUGUUGGGAGAAAUCCUGCCUUUUGACCCUGCAGUUGGCUCUGAUCCAGAGUUUGCUCGCUAUGUGGCUGGGGUGAACCAGGCUAUGCAACAGAAGAGGCAAGCGCAGCACGUCCGGCGCCCGAGCACCGCGCGCGGCAACUGGCCCCUUCCUGAUGAUCCCCACAAAACCUGGCCCUUCCCUGACUACUUCACAGAGGGUGAUGUGACAAACAGCUGGUCUGGUACUCAAGGAGACUCUGCCAGCUCAAGCGAUGAGACCUCCUCAGCUAACGGAGACAGUUUGUUCUCCAUGUUCUCAGGGCCAGACCUUGUUGCUGCUGUAAAGCAGAGGAGAAAACACAGCAGUGGUGAGCAGGAGCCCAGCACGCUGCCAUCGCCUCCCCUGCUCUCUGCAGCAGAUGACCGCAGUCAGGAUAACAAGACCAAAACGUGGCCCCCCAAGGCGCCGUGGCAGCACACGUGCUCUGUGCCCAGCACGCUGCCCAGUCAGAGCGCGUCGCUGUACCCCAUGAGCAGCCCCGUGGGCCAGUGGAGUGACACCAUGCAGAUGCUGCAGUCGCCCAUGUGGGCCAGCGAGUGCGGCCCCGCCGGGCUCUCCUCCGGCUUCGCCUACGCCCAGCAGCAGCAGCAGUCCCAGCAGGCCUCCCAGCACAAACAGAUCAACAAGGGCUUUAAAUCCUUCCCAGUGAAGCACGAGCGCAGACCAUCUUACCUGCACCAGUACUGACUACUGCUACUGCGACAUGCAGCACAGGGCCAAAUGGAAAUCACGUUACUUUGAUUCACAGUGCUGUGUUGGCUAUAUCCUGUUUCUCUCUCCAUGUGGGAUUGAGGGGGUUUGGGUGAGAUAGACAAACUCUCGGAUUCUGAGUUACAGUGCUGAGCAAAUAUGGCCAAUAUGUUUGGUGUACAUGAAACAGCCCAAAACUGUGAUGUAGAAAUGCUUUUAAAAAUGUGUAAUUGCCUUUACUUUCAAGACAUUUUUUUUUUUCUAAAAAGAACUGCUGAAGGACUACCAUACAAGAAACACUGUAUUUUAUAGCUAUUUUUCAUAUAGAUUUAUAGUUAAAACAUCUUACUGAAACACAUUGAAUAUGUUGAAGCAAAUAUAUAGUGGUCACUUUGCUCAACACUGUUUGUGUUUAAAUUUAUAAAGGACAAGCUGUAGAACCUUUGUAUUCUCCAUUACAGCCUGUGGGCAGCUUUUUUACAAUGAAGUGCAACAGCAGCUUUUCCUGUGCUACACAAGCGAGUUCAUUUGGGAACUGCUGCAGAAACAGUCACAAAACUGAGUUUUGUGGCAGUUUCCUUCCUGUAGGUGAAGAUCAGCAGAACCACUCAGACUUGUGUUGUCAACGUGACCUGAGCUGCUUGACAUGGAUGGCACCUCUGUGGACAGAGGGACCCUGGUUCCAGACGUGUGUGGACAAAGGGACUCUGGUUCUCACACCUGUGUGGACAUUGGGGCCCUGGUUCUCACACCUGUGUGGACAGAGGGACCCUGGUUCUCACACAGACCCUGUCCUCUGGCUGCAUUUGGCCAAAGGCAUUUUCCACAAGGUGCUCCCGCAGUGUGUGAAAGCAAAGCCUAAGAGACUACUUGCAUUUAUUUAAAGUCUUAUUUCAGAUGCUACAGUUGAUUAAAAAUUGUGAGCUGGCUCAGAAGAUAGUAAAACUGAAAUGUGGGGUAGCAGUUAGUUAAAAGAACAUUAUUUUUUUUAAAAGGAUAAAGUAAUUAUUUGCAGUCAAUAUGUGCCAUUAAGUGAACCUGUGGAAUUAGGAAUAAUCUUCCAACCAAAGUGGAUGGGGGCGAGUGACUGGUGCUUACAAAUUCAAGAACAAUGGUAAAUAUGUAUACCUAUCCCACUGUAUAUGAAUUGAGAUUACAGAAGAUUCUUUAUAUAGUUAGAGCUUAUUUAAAUUUUCAUAUUUCAUCUUUGAAAGAGUCUAAAAACCACAAUAUUUUCUGGUAUAAGAGUUUUGACAGUAUUAAUCUUAUUUUUGUAUUUUUCUUAAGUCAUAUCAUUCUAAUAUGUUAACUACUAGUAAAAUGGGUUAUUAGUUCUAACUACAUAAUUUUUCAAUGAAGAUAAAGCACAUUUUUUGGUUUUGGUUUUACAAACUAAGUACAUCUAUAUCUGAAGAUACCAAAAAAUAAAUACAUUAUAUAUAUAUAUAUAUAUAAAUAAAAAGUAUACACAACACUAAAACUAUUAAACAUUUGGGUAUUUAAAACCCAUCCACCUUUUUUGUUUGUAUGGUGACGGGCUCUAUUUGCAGGCCCAGAUUGUUACCUUUUGUGCUGUUUGAGGAUGCCAAUGUUGCCUGUAUUUAUGAUAUUGUCACCAUGUUUUCUGAAACUUCAUACUUACCAUGUUUACAAAGAUUUGUUUGCUGUACAUAGACUUUUUACAGUAAUGUGCUUUGCACAAUCAGUGUGGCUUCUGUCUGUAAAUUGUUAAUGGUCUGUACUACUAUGAUUUUGAAAACCUUCCACUGAAAAUGUUAGUGGUUAUUUAACUUCAUGAAUGGUUUCGAGUUUCCUAAAUCUUGUUGUUUAGAUCUAAUAUUAAAUCCCAAAUUUGGUUGUACUUACUUGGUUAUUCAUACUGACCAAAAUGGAAGUUAAUGAAAACAACUUAAUUUUGAACUUUUUUUCUAACAAGUGCCAAAAUGAUUGCUAUAGUUUUUGCAGUUUAUUCAUAAUUACAAAUGCUGGCAAGUUUCUGGACCUACAUAAGUGAAUUGUGAACACAAAGAAAGGUUGUCUGCAUUUUGACCACGUGGGUGCUACUCUGUCCUUUGCUUCCGAUUGUUCUGAACACUGGUAAUUUUAAGAAUUGUUGCACUUGGCAAAUGAGUCUUGCCCUUAAACUUCACUUACACUGCCAAGUGCAAGGGUUUGGUGCUUAGUUAACUUACCCUUAUUGCAGUGCUUCUUGUGAAUAGCUAACGCUUCUGAACUGGAACUGUACAGUUUGUAUUUUAAAGCUUCUGUAAAAGUAAACUAUUUGCUUUAUUAAAGAUAUACAUUUAAUAGGUCAUACCUGUUUAAAAUAUGCACCUUGCUGAAAAUGAGCAGCACCUUAAACUGUAACUUCGGUUUGUAAACAAAGAUCUUAUUACAUUAACAUGGGAUUAUUUAACAGUUUGAAAAUUGUCAACUGCCUACUUACUGACUCUAUCAUAUAAAAAUGAACUUUAUGCACAGUCCAAUCUUUAAAGGUGCUUUCUCAGGUGAUGUCACACAAGAAUGUGGUACAGACAAUGCCUCAGCAGGGUCUUUGAACCGGUAGUGCAGGUAAACAUUGCCAAAAUCACAAUAUUUGAAUUUUUAGAGUCAGUAACUCUGAUGGUAGUAAGCCAAAAGUAAACUCUGUCCCCUCUGCUGUGACCAAGGCUGUUCAGUCAGUGUGUGUUAACUGUGGCACUGGAAUGCCUAUGCAGGGUGUGCAAAGCUGCUUUCCCUUACUGGAGAGGAGCACACGUGCAGCUGGCCAGCAGUGCUGACAGUACCCAGGAAGCACAUGAACCCAUUCUGACUGUGCAAGAAUUGACUUGUUUACAGAGCAUAUCAAGCACAGAGAAAAAGCCUUAAUAAACUUGGGCAAAAGCUUCUAAAAUAAUACCUUGGUUUCUCCCUUACACCUAAUGCUGAGUGGUGUGGCAAUCCCACCAGUCUUAGGAAAGUUAACAUUUUUGUUUGACUAAAUCAUGGAGCAGCUC
Messenger RNA from Melozone crissalis (California towhee), 7057 nucleotides. It is a transcript of the gene GARRE1, whose product is annotated as granule associated Rac and RHOG effector 1. Gene Ontology annotation, biological process: Rac protein signal transduction. NCBI's taxonomy places the organism in Eukaryota, Metazoa, Chordata, Aves, Passeriformes, Passerellidae. Gene Ontology annotation, molecular function: CCR4-NOT complex binding. The coding region runs from base 906 to 4058 and encodes 1050 amino acids. The transcript has 14 exons. The record is from RefSeq and is a predicted model, not a curated record.